Molecule: messenger RNA, 3648 nt
Organism: Pelobates fuscus (common spadefoot toad)
Lineage: Eukaryota; Metazoa; Chordata; Amphibia; Anura; Pelobatidae
Gene: NYAP2
Product: neuronal tyrosine-phosphorylated phosphoinositide-3-kinase adaptor 2
Exons: 8
Coding region: 1262-3424 (720 amino acids)
Biological process (GO): phosphatidylinositol 3-kinase/protein kinase B signal transduction; neuron projection morphogenesis
Source: RefSeq, a predicted model, not a curated record
GAGGAAGAGAGUGCAAACGGUGUUACAGGAUGAAGGACUGUACUGAGAUCCAGACCUUUUACUGCUUGCUCAUUUCAUUUACAAAUAUCAUCAGCUAAGGGCCAGUUUCUGCUGUUUUUUUUUUUUUUUUUUUUUCUAUUCAUAAACAUAUAUUUUGGGAGCUUUUAUUUGCAAUCAGAAGAGGAAGAAAUACUCGUUUCAGUAUAUAUUGCAGCUGCAGCAUUUUGGGGAAUGACAUAACCCUUGCUAAUAUAGAAAGAGAAAUAGAAUGUUAGAAUAGGGUGUUUUUCAAUGGAUGGAAUGUUGGAACGUUAAAUAGAAUGUUGCCGCUCUGUGCUUUGGAUGUGGUCUUCAUCAGCACCUGCCCUGCACGUUUCCUAUGGGCCUGACCAGCAGGAGCUGUCCAAGGUGCUGGAAUGCUCGCUUCUCCCUGCUCUUUGCACUGGAAGGGAACAUAUUGGAGAGCCGCACAAGAGGCUGAUCAGCACUGUCUCUUUCUGAGCAAGGUAGGCUCUCUCUUUGUUUCACUCUCCCUGAUUAAUCUACACUACAGCAACAGACUACAGCAGCUACACAGAGAAAGAUCAAGUGUGCCGGCAGUCACAAGGGAGGGAGUGUAUGAUGAGCCAGACUGCUUGAGACCGUCUGCAUCCAUAGCAGGAAUGAAAGAAACAUCAUUUCACCUGGAGUAAGCCAUUUCAAUGGAUCUUUUUUUAUCCCAUAUUUUCUAUAUAUUUUUGCCUAUCCGGAAUACAUUCAAAUGAGGCACCACAGACAGCUGAGUGUGAUUGCAUUUGGUGGUGCUAUCAGUUUCUGUGUAGUAAAGUGGGGAGACAUCAGGACAACAUUUCAGGGUGUCAUUCAUACAUACCCAUUACCUAAGCCCUGGCAUUGCUGAAUCUGGAAUUAAAGAGCAUCAAAUAGUGCAUUUAUUUCUUUUUCAUCAUUUUGUAUUCAACUUCGAAGGCCAAAGCCUUUAUUCCGGGUGAUUUAUAAGAUAACACUUGCUAAUGAUGCAAGAUUCCACGCUGUGAACUACUUUAGCAUUAAAUGCACUUUAAAUUAAAGAAAAAAAAAAAAAAGACAGCCUACUGCAAGUCUGUUUUAUGGUGCUGAAACACUCUUCAGGAUUGCACUGAGUCAAAGACCCGGGGAAGAGCUUCAAUAGAUGCAAAAUCACCUUUGAUUUUCACCCUUGGCAAAGCAAAUAGACAUUGUUUUUGGACAGAACAUCUUUUUAUUUUGAAUUAUCUCCUGCAAAAUGAUGGGCUCAAGCAAAGAGGACGAUACACUGGAAACAUUUCUCCAGUAUAUUGAAGAUAUGGGAUUGAAGGCUUAUGAUGGUUUGGUUAUACAAAACGCUUCAGACAUUGCCAGAGAGAAUGACAGAAUGAGGAACGAAACAAACCUGGCUUACUUGAAAGAAAAAAAUGAAAAACGCAGGAAGCAAGAGGAGGUGAUUAAACGAAUAGGUGGAGAAGUGGUAAGAGGAACGGAGGCAAGUUACAUUAAUAAGCAUUUCCGUAUGGGAUUUAUGACCAUGCCAGCACCGCAAGACAGGCUGCCGCAUCCAUGUUCUAGCGGAUUUUCUGUGCGUUCUCAGUCACUUCAUUCUGUUGGAGGAGCCGAUGAUGACAGUGGUUGUUCUCGUAAACAACCACCCCCAAAGCCAAAACGAGAUCCGAAUACCAAGCUGAGCAUUUCAUCUGAGACUGUUAACACUGGAACACUAGGCAAGAGUCCAAAGUUCACAGACAGGACAGAUGUGGCAGCAAAACAGAGGCCACAUAGUGAUGAAUAUACAAAGAAGAUUCCACCACCCAAGCCGAAGAGAAAUCCAAACACUCAUCUGAGCACAUCAUUUGAUGAGACGUAUAUUAGAAAGCAUGGUUCCAUGAAGAGUGCUUUGUUUAGAGAAUCUUCUUCAUCUCACAUCUGCAGCACUGCUUUUGACACAGGUGAUGAAGAACCGGUUUACAUAGAAAUGGUGGGAAAUAUAAUAAGAGACUUUAAGAGAGAUGAGGAAGACCAAAGUGAGGCAGUGUAUGAAGAAAUGAAAUACCCAAUAUUUGAUGAUGUAGUCCAAGAUUCCAGAAGUCUUUAUGAUUUAGAUCACGUUAGUUGUUCUUCUCAGUGUGCUACUCCUACAGUGCCUGACUUAGAAUUCACCAAGUCAUCAGUGCCAUCAACGCCAAAGGGCCAGGUUUGUGACAUUCCCCCUCCUUUUCCAAAUCUACUUUCUCAAAGGCCUCCUUUAUUGGUGUUUCCGCCAGCACCAGCACAGUGUUCACCAAAUUCUGAUGAAUCUCCUUUGACUCCACUUGAGGUUGCAAAACUUCCUGUUUUGGAAAAUGUGUCUUAUAUCAAGCAGCAAGCUGGUGCCUCACCACCAUCUCUUCCAUCACAUAUUCCAGGACAUCAGAAAGCAGAAAAAGAUCAGUCACCAGUGUCACAUGGAAGCACUUCAUCUGGACAUUCAUCUUCACCACCACAUCCAUCUACCAUGUACAGAACACAGUCUCCGCAUGGUUAUCCUAAAUCCCAUUCUGCUUCUCCAUCUCCUGUGAGCAUGGGAAGGUCACUGACUCCUUUAAGCCUCAAAAGACCUCCACCCUAUGAUUCUGUGCAUACAGGAAGUCUAUCAAGAAACUCUACAUCAGUGCCUCAUUCUACAAUCAGAAACACACAGCAAGAAUCAAAGUCUGUUAAUGCAUCUACAACAUAUAGUUCAUCUCAAAGUAACUCACGUUCCAGAACACCAACAAGUCCCCUCGAAGAAUUAUCUAGCCUCUUUACCUCAGGAAGGAGCCUGCUUAGGAAGCCCUCCAGUGGAAGACGCUCUAAAGAACCUUCUGAGAAACCACCCGAAGAAAUGAAGGUCCGGAGCCACAGUACAGAACCCCUACCAAAGUUGGAAAGCAAAGAUCGAUCUAGUCACCAUUCAUCACCGUCCUCCAGAGAGUCUAUAAAAGCUCAGGAAUGGGAUGGAACUACAGGAUCGACACAUGUAUCCAGUAGACUAGGAAGAUCAUCUGUCAGUCCAACAAUGCUUGCAGGAAAUAACAGCUCAGAAAUGAAAAUAAGCUGCAAAUUAGGUCGAUCUGCUUCCACUUCAGGUGUGCCUCCUCCUUCAGUUACUCCCCUCAGGCAAGCCAGCCAGCAACCACAGAGCCAGGCAUGGAAUUUCCAAAAGAAGAUAACGUCUAUGCAGUGGCUAUAUGGUGACCACACAAUGAUGGAAAUGAUUGAGAAAAAACGUACUCUUUGCAAGGAGAUAAAAGCGAGGCAAAAAACUGAAAAGGGACUGUGUAAACAAGAAAGCAUGCCCAUUCUGCCAAGUUGGAAAAAGACCAACGGAUCCAAAAAAUACAGCCCUCCUCCCUAUUCCAAGCAGCAAACUGUGUUCUGGGAUACUGCUAUAUAACAAAGACCUAGUGUAAGAACCCUCUGCAAAAUAAAAUGUGCAGACAACACAUUCAUGAAAUUGACCAGUAGUUGAAAUACAGUUCUUAGGCUGUUUUUCACGUAUUACAAAUCAAAGAAGACAGACCUACCUACUUCAAGUCACAAAAAAAAUCAAGAUUUUUUUUUUUUUUUUGCAGAUGUAUACAAAAAAAAUUAAAUGUAAAUACCUAAUCCAUUUAUGAU